AAUAAAAAAAAGGUAUUUGAAGAAUGUUAGAGCAUCAGACACCAACUUUAUUACCACCAGCACUCAACAACAGCAGCUGUUGGCCUACUGACGGUAGUAAUAAUAAAUUUAUUCACUGGCCAACUCCUGGACCUGGACAAUUAUUACGCGCAGCGUUAAUUCUAUUCUUGAGUAUUGGAAUUUUAAUAGCCAAUUUACUUGUCAUUUGUGUCAUCAACAGUCGUCGUUACAGCAAAUAUAUUCAUGCGCAGCCAAAAUAUCUAUUGACCAGUUUAGCGAGCAACGAUCUAGCAAUCGGUGUUUUAGUGACGCCAUUUGGAUUUUUACCCGCCGUCUACGGAUGCUGGCCCUAUGGUGAAGUUGUUUGCCAAAUCCAGGCACUUUUACGGGGUGCACUUACUCAACAAAGUGCAGUAAUUCUUGUUUGUAUGGCGAUCGAUCGUUACGUUUGUAUGUUACAUCCUCAUCGUUAUCAUCGGCACUCUUCAAAAAAGUAUUACAUGCGUCAAGGAUGUAUGGCUGUAAUGUCAACGACUUGGAUUGCAAGCAUCGCAAUAUUUGGAAGUCUCGUAUUACCAAGUGGUGGUUAUUAUUUCAAUAGUUCAGGAUUACUUGCUUGUGAUCCAUUUUUUGCACGUUCAUCCUUCAGAAUACUCGCCUGUUGUUGUUUUUACUUCCCGACAACGAUGGUACUUAUGUAUUGCUACGGAUCAGCAUUUCAUGUUAAUAAAUUACGAUUAAAACGAGUUGUCUGUGUCAAUACUCCCGAAGUUGUAAGCGGCGGUAACAUAGAAAGGUUAGUGGCACACGAGCGAAGAUUGUCGACAUCAGCUUCCAGAACAAUGGCGGCAAUGAGUCUCGGUUUUAUUGUUAUGGUAACACCAUGGACUAUCCAGGAAGUUGUGGUCGCAUGUACCGGAAGUAAACCGCCGCCAUUUCUUGACUUCCUUGCCACGUGGCUUGCCCUGUCAAAUAGCUUUUGGAAUCCAUUUCUCUACUGGCUUCUCAACAAUCAUUUUCGUCGGAUUUCCCGCGAAAUCGUUAAUACCAAGAUACUUUGUCGACAAAAACAAUUGGGUCCAAAAAAAAAUUGCUGUGCUACGAGUACUGGAGGACUCGACGUCUGCAGUAUUGGAGGUUUCGAUAUUUCAGGUAUCGAUCGAUGUUCGAUAGAUCAUUCUUCACUAGCACGAUGUUCAACGCCAUCAUUAGUGACUCCACCACUACCUUGGGAAUUAAAUUAUCAGAGCAUCGUCGGGGUUAAUGAAUUAUCAAUAACGUGAAAUAGGGAUGCCGCCACGCAAACCGAAGAAAUUUUA
This is a messenger RNA of Microplitis demolitor, 1319 nucleotides long. RefSeq names its product trace amine-associated receptor 9. Gene Ontology annotation, molecular function: corazonin receptor activity. The transcript is spliced from 8 exons. Lineage: Eukaryota; Metazoa; Arthropoda; Insecta; Hymenoptera; Braconidae. Gene Ontology annotation, cellular component: membrane. The coding region runs from base 24 to 1283 and encodes 419 amino acids. The record is from RefSeq and is a predicted model, not a curated record. Gene Ontology annotation, biological process: neuropeptide signaling pathway.